AUUUUCUGUUUUACGUAUCAGAAAAGUAAGGAUCAGAGAAAUUUAGUGACUUGCUUAAGGCUAUAUGUUACAAAAGUAGCAGAGAUGAACGGUAACCCUGAAACAAAAUCUCACAUACUUUUCUUCUCUACCAAACAGUUCACCAGAUGUUGAGAUACUGAACCUUUUGUUUUUCUUCCGCUUUGGGUCCAACAUUCAUUCUUCAAAUUGUGCAAAAGAAUCACCUGAUGCCCUUGAAUAGAAUACAGAUUCCUAGGGCUCCUAGGCGAAGUCUGCGUGUGGUGGUGUUUGUGGGGUGCUGCAUCCUUAGCAUCUCACAUAAUUCAAUUGAUAUUGACUUGUAGAAUGAAACUAAAACCACCCAAAUGAGAACAAGCGGACACUAUUCAGCUCUUGCAAUAGUAACAGAGUCAGCCACCAUCACUUGCCUUUGGCAGAGGCUCAAAGGCAGACAGAGGAUUGGGAAAGCUUUAUAAAACUGAAAAAAGGGGAAGGUUUCAGGUAUGUUCUGAUUGGAAGUUGUUGGCCUGGGAAAGCUGGAGGCAGACUACUAGAAAUAAGGGGGAUUUUAUGUGAUUGGUUUGCGGAACACACAGGCUUUCCCUGAUGGGUCCAGAAUUGGAAGUCCAGCAAAAACAGGGAAGUUGGCAGUCCUUGAGGAUGUCCUGACUGUUCUGCUCUGGCUACAGAAGUUAGGGUGUAGCUUCCGGGGGUUCUUCUGUGGUUCAGAGUUCUGUGUUCACAUAUAGUUUGGCCAUUGCCCUGUCUCUCACACCAUACUCUGAAACACACUGGGCCUCUGGUGUUCAUUUCAUCCUGGUCUCUUUCCUCCCCUGACGUGGCUGGACUGUAAGCUCCAUAAGAUCUCUAGGUACCAAUGCCUAGCCCUAUCAGACCCUCAAUAAAAACUUGCAAAUGAAUGGAUGAAUGAUAAAUGACAAGAUUUGAAACUGGCUUUUGCUGGAAGAAAAUGAACCUUCUGGUGUAGCACAUGGACAUCUUUGACGGGACCUGCUGUCACCAGGAAGAAAGGACCGGAGGCUGAUUCUUCCAGCUACUCUGCUCUAAAUACCUUAACCUGAAUCCUUCCCCUUAGCUGCUCUCCGUUUUUCUGAAAGCUUCCAGUCAUGGCUCUAAAAGGACAAGAAGAUUAUAUUUACCUUUUCAAGGAUACAGCGCAUCCAGUCGAUUUUCUGGAUGCAUUCAGAACAUUCUACUUGGAUGGAUUAUUUACUGAUAUUACCCUUCAGUGUCCUUCAGGCAUAAUCUUCCAUUGUCACCGAGCUGUUUUAGCUGCUUGCAGCAAUUAUUUUAAGGCAAUGUUCACAGCUGAUAUGAAAGAAAAAUUUAAAAAUAAAAUAAAAAUCUCUGGCAUCCACCAUGAUAUUUUGGAAGGCCUUGUGAAUUAUGCAUACACUUCCCAGAUUGAAAUAACUAAAAGAAACGUUCAAAGCCUCCUUGAAGCAGCAGAUCUGCUACAGUUCCUUUCGGUAAAGAAAGCUUGUGAGCAGUUUUUGGUAAGGCACUUGGAUAUUGAUAAUUGUAUUGGAAUGCACUCCUUUGCAGAAUUUCACAUGUGUCCAGAACUAGAGAAGGAAUCUCGAAGAAUUCUCUGUUCAAGGUUUAAGGAAGUGUGGCAGCAAGAAGAAUUUCUGGAAAUCAGCCUUGAAAAAUUUCUCUUUAUAUUGUCCAGAAAGAAUCUCAGUGUUUGGAAAGAAGAAGCUAUCAUAGAGCCUGUUAUUAAGUGGACUGCUCAUGAUGUGGAAAAUCGAAUUGAAUGCCUGUAUAAUUUACUAAGCUAUGUAAACAUAGAUAUAGAUCCAGUGUAUUUAAAAACAGCUUUAGGUCUUCAAAGAAGCUGCCUACUAACUGAAAAUAAGAUACGAUCUCUAAUAUACAAUGCUCUGAAUCCCCUGCAUAAAGAGAUUUCCCAGAGGUCCACAGCCACAAUGUACAUCAUUGGAGGUUAUUACUGGCAUCCUUUAUCAGAGGUUCACAUAUGGGAUCCUCUGACAAAUGUUUGGAUUCAGGGAGCGGAAAUACCAGACUAUACUAGGGAGAGCUAUGGUGUUACAUGUUUGGGACCCAACAUUUAUGUAACUGGGGGUUAUAGAACGGAUAACAUAGAAGCUCUUGACACAGUGUGGAUCUAUAACAGUGAAAGUGAUGAAUGGACAGAAGGUUUGCCUAUGCUCAAUGCCAGGUACUACCACUGUGCCGUCACCUUGGGUGGCUGCGUCUACGCUUUAGGCGGUUACAGGAAAGGGGCUCCUGCAGAAGAGGCCGAGUUCUAUGAUCCAUUAAAAGAGAAAUGGAUUCCUAUUGCAAACAUGAUUAAAGGCGUGGGAAACGCGACUGCCUGCGUCUUACAUGAAGUUAUCUAUGUCAUUGGCGGCCACUGUGGCUACAGAGGGAGCUGCACCUACGACAAGGUCCAGAGCUACAACUCAGAUAUCAAUGAGUGGAGCCUCAUCACCUCCAGUCCACAUCCAGAAUAUGGAUUGUGUUCAGUUCCAUUUGAAAAUAAGCUCUAUCUAGUUGGCGGACAGACUACAAUCACGGAAUGCUAUGACCCUGAACAAAAUGAAUGGAGAGAAAUAGCUCCCAUGAUGGAAAGGAGGAUGGAGUGUGGUGCCGUCAUCAUGAAUGGAUGUAUUUAUGUCACUGGGGGAUAUUCCUACUCGAAAGGAACGUAUCUUCAGAGCAUUGAGAAAUAUGAUCCAGAUCUUAAUAAGUGGGAAAUAGUGGGCAAUCUUCCAAGCGCCAUGCGGUCCCAUGGAUGUGUUUGUGUGUAUAAUGUCUGAUUGAAUCCAUAGAAGUGGACCCAGUAAUCACUGUUUUAGGGUGUAAUAAAAGAGACAGAGAAAGAUAGAAUUUGGGAUUUGGAGUCCCUUACUUAUUAUCGUUGUGGCCUGACACAUAAUGGGUGAAUUCCCAUGUCUAACCCCAACUCUUCACCUUAACGCAGUGAUUAAUGGAAAAAUCCUAUGUGUAUUUAUAUUUGAAUCAGUAGGGUUAACACCCUAUAAUCUCUGCUUUUCAAGGUAAUAUGGAAUUUUGGACACUUGGCAAAAAGUGAAAAACCUUUGUAGUGAAUUAUUCUCCUGGUAGCAUCAACACUGGGUGCAGGUCAGAAUCAUUCUUUGGAAUGAAAUGUCUCUUCUGACCCUGUAAUGUACUAGUGUAUAUUAAGGUUCCAUUUAGCUAGCAAGGAAUUUGAAAUUUUAAGGAGGGACUCUUCUCUACCUCUACAAAAUCAACACUUUAAAACAGCAUUUUUCCAUGGUUAGAUGUGUUUAGAAUGUGGACUUAUUUUAAGUCUUUUUUUCUUUGUAGUGUGUAUAAUUUAUUGUUCUUUAUUUGCUGACUGCCUGAGGUAUACAAGAUACUGUGCAAAAGAUUAUUACUGUUCAGAGUUUACAAACUAAAUUUUAAAGAAUAGCAAAUCUGAACAUUUGCAGAGAAAAUAGUUAAAUAUUUGCUAAUGCUAAGAGCUAUUUUUAAUUUUCAGCCUUGAUGUAAAUUGCUAGUUUAGGUGUCUUUAGUUCAAGCAUGUUAGAAAAAUCCUCUUUAUUUAUAAGUGUAGAUACAUUACUGCAUACAAAAUUGACUUUUAGAGCCAGAAGGCAUGUAGAACAGUUGUGAUGUAAUAGAAAAUACAUUGAUGAGAAGAAAUUUGCAUUCAUUUCCCAGCUGUGCCACUAACUAGAUUUUUUUGUGACUUGAAUUGAGUCACAGUCACUUAACCUCUCCCUGAUUAGAGCUUCAUGACCCAUGGACUUUGGGCCACAGAUGUGCCUACAUGUGGGUUCCCAUAACCCCUGGGGCAGCUAGAGGUAGCCUGGGUGGCUGGAGCUUCUGAGCAGAAACACCUUUGUCCACUUUCCCCAGUGUGCCUGCAGUAUUACUUUCUGUGUGUGCCAAAACUUGAUAAAAGUUGGGAAGCACUGCUUAAGUUAGCUGAAGUUUUAGUGAUCUGAUAGACCAUCUCUCCACACUCUUCAUUUUCUUAAAGACACAGUAAUUAUUUUUUAACUUAAAACAUGAAAGUUGAAAACUACCUAAUGCUUCUGAUUUUUUUUUUUUAAGAAAGGGACUGUUCAAUGCAUUCAUUUCAGGUGGCAUUUUAAAUAGAUGCAACCUUUUGGGAAUGCAAUAUGGUACCACGUAGAAGGAGCCCAAAAAAGGGCCAUAUCUCUACCCCAUAAAUUCUACUCCUAGAUUUGUAACAUAAAGAAUAAUAUAAAAACAAAACAAAGGGAAAUGCAUGAGGAUGUUUAUGUCUGCAUUAUUUAUAAUAGCAAAAAAAAAUUGAAAAUAGUCUAUGUGUCAAAGAAGAAAGCGGGCUGAUAAAAUAAUGAAGUAUCAUACUGCCAUUAAAAUAAUUAUUUGGAAGACUGUAAAAACAUGGUUGUGUCUGUGAUUCGGUAAGUCAAAUAAGCACCAUAGAAAAGAGUAUGCGUACUAUGAUUGUGACUUCGUAAAAUCUUUUUGCAUGUGGAAGGUAAUAAGCAAAACAAAUCCUUUGUGUUAGUGUAGGGGGAUGUGGAAUGAUUUUUAAUUUAUUUAAAUGGUUUUCUUUAAUAUUUGUGUUUUCAAUAAAAAUAAGUAAAUCACUGAAUAUGUGGUAAAACUGCUUGAAUUUGGCCUGAGUGAGUCAAAGGACAGAGUUAGUGAAACCGUUGAGUUAUAGACUAUUUCAAUCUAUAAUUGGAUUAUAGAUUUUAUUGCUUUUAAGGACACAUAGCAAUUAAUGCUGGACCAGUCAUGUGAUGUCCAGUAGUGUUUUAGAGAUCUGUUUUAUGGAAUAGAUGAAAACAGUUGCAAUCACCUUCCUCUGCUUUUAGCUUACCUAGGUCCUAUAGAAUCCUGACUGGAGUCCAGCCUCUGGGAAUUCUUCCCUGUGGCUCAGGCCCAGUAAAACUCCCUUUGUCACAUUUUAAGGAUUUAUCAUUAUAUAUGUGAAGUAUAUACAAUUUUGAGUUCGUGGAUCAUAUCUUUUUAGUUUUUUUCAAGUCCUAGCAUUUCAUUUGUCUCUCCAGUGUACUUUUUAAAGAAAGGUGAUGGUAUUGGUUAUUUUUACAAAAAAGCAUUCCUCAGUUUGCGGCCUGAGGUAUUUAAUUUAUUGUGCCUAUUUUCUGUAAAAUUCUGUUCUUGCUAUUGCUCUGUACACACAAGAAAGUGUUAGGGAAGGGAAGGUAAACACUUCUAUCAGCAUUAUCCCAAGUUCCAAAUCAUUGUAGUAUGAGUGGAAAAUAUUUUAGUAUAAUUAAAUGCAAAGCAUGGCUUUGGAAGGGCCAGCACUAUUUUGCAAAAUAAUUAAAACUGUGGAGAUGAUUUUAAGUAUGACUGAAUUAAGAGAACUCUAAGUAUCCAAAUUUUAAAGUUACUGUUUCUCAAGGUGCCUGGGGGUGAGGGGGAGCUCAGUCAGUUAAGCAUCUGACUCCUGAGUUCUGCUCAGGU
This is a messenger RNA of Mustela erminea (ermine), 5463 nucleotides long. It is a transcript of the gene KLHL23, whose product is annotated as kelch like family member 23. The record is from RefSeq and is a predicted model, not a curated record. Gene Ontology annotation, molecular function: protein binding. The transcript is spliced from 4 exons. The coding region runs from base 1128 to 2804 and encodes 558 amino acids. Lineage: Eukaryota; Metazoa; Chordata; Mammalia; Carnivora; Mustelidae.